ACUCACCUUUCACUUUAGUCCUCAGUCUUUUACCUGUUGGAAAAGCGCGAGCUCGGAAAUAAACUAUUAAAAUGGCGUGUGGAGGAUUUGUUUGUUCGAGAUAUACUCUCUGCGCCUUAAACAUUCUUUAUAUGUUGGUGAGUUUGCUGUUAAUAGCAGGGGCAGCCUGGGGCAAAUGGGUGGAUCUGGUCUCCAGCUUUCGUGUGGUCGCUGCCAUCAUCAUCGUGGGCAUCUUUCUCUUCUUCGUGGCGAUGUUGGGUCUGUGUGCAGCAAUGAAGCAUCACCAAGUCCUCUUGUUCUUUUACAUGCUCAUCCUUCUCGUGGUGUUCAUUGUGCAGUUCUCUGUGUCCUGCGCAAGCCUGGUGAUCAAUAAGGAACAGCAGAAAUUGCUCCUGGAGAUCGGUUGGAAUAAGUCUGAGGUCCUGCAGUCCGAUUUGGAGAGAUCACUGAACUGCUGUUAUUUCUCAGAGGUCAACUACAACGGAACAUGCAAGGCUUCAUGUGUGGGAACACAAAGUUGUCAACCUUGUUCAGAUAAAAUGCUGGAGUACGCUGAUGAUGUGCUGCACUUUGUGGGAGGAACGAGUUUGUUUUUCAGUUUCACUGAGAUUCUGGGUGUUUGGCUAACAUACAGAUAUAGGAAUCUAAAAGGCUCUCGUUUAAAUCCUCGAGCGUUCCUUUGAGAAACUUUUCAGAUUGUGUUUUAGUUUAGAUGCUGCUCAAUACUUAUGAUCACAGAGCAAAUCAUUUAAUAGAGAAUGACUCCUAUGGUUGUAUUUUUAUUGUAAAUCCCUUUAUUAAUUGUAUAACUAUGGUUUCAUUAUUGUGUUGGAAAUGUUAGCCCAUUUGUUUAGUUUAAAUUUUGUUUUAAAUAGUUGUUAGGCAUUUUAGAAAAUUUGAGCUGAAAACAAUGCAAAAUACAAAGCUGGAACUGUCAGCGCUAAUACAACUUAAACAGUGUUGUGAAGAGAACAUGAAAUGUAAAGGGAGGUGUUGAUGUGAAUUUAAGUGACUUGAUAAACCAGUGAAACAUAUAACUAAUAAUAAAUGUAUAUUAAUAAAUGAAUACCUGGGCUUUGCAAAGUCUAAAGUUUAACACUUUGUUUUGUAAAUUCAACCCUAAUGGAAAGUUCUUGUGCAGGGAAUUUCUUCUUUUGUAUUAACUGAAAGUAGAAACUGCUCAUUAACUUCUCACCUUCAAGCUUCACGUUUUCAUUGGCCACAUUAGCACACAGGUAUUUGACUUUACCCUAGAGGUAUACAAUCACUGGCCACGUGGUUGCACUCUGAACAGGACAUAAGCAGGAACUGCUGCAUCAUUUAUUUGGAUAUGGAUGAGCCACAGCACAGAGAUCUUACCCAACCAUGAACACAUGAUUAAGGAACCUGUCUACAGUGCUUCAUAUGAAGUAAUGUUUAUUACCAUGAUGAAGGAGGGACUUGGGUAGGUAGAACUAUAUGCUUAAUAGGCUGUUGGGAGAGAAAGAAAAAUCCCUCAGUUUAUAAUGAGCUGUAAUACUGGAAUCUGGUCACCACUGCUGUUUAAAAUACAUUAACUUACUGUAAUAAAUCACAGGUUUCACACAUUGCUGCAGUGUUACUCUGUACAGUAAUGUUUUUAAAAGACUUUGUAUUCUACUGAAUGUAGUGGCCACUCUGUACAGAAAGCCUAACAAGUUAUAAAAAUGUAUUCUAUUGCAUUGUGUAUAUCUGUCACUUGUGAAUUACACUUAUUCUAAACAGA
Molecule: messenger RNA, 1744 nt
Organism: Silurus meridionalis
Lineage: Eukaryota; Metazoa; Chordata; Actinopteri; Siluriformes; Siluridae
Gene: tspan13a
Product: tetraspanin 13a
Exons: 6
Coding region: 72-683 (203 amino acids)
Cellular component (GO): membrane
Source: RefSeq, a predicted model, not a curated record